CCAUGUAACAUCAACAUUAUAAAGAGGGAACACGACGCACAAAGAUCGAGCGAUUCUGAUCAAGGAGGAUAAAUACUGAAGAAAGAUUUUUAUUUUGGAGAGAUUUGCUUUCGCUGACCGGAAUAUAUACAGUUAAGUUUUGACUUUGGAAUACAUAUCUUCUGUUGUGUGGAAUAUAGAUUGUGAAUCCACGUUGAAUGAGAAAUCUGAAAGAACAAUGAAACGGCAACUACUGCUGUUUGUCGCUCUCCUUUCCUUCGGACCAGUCUUCGGGCAGGUCAGUUACUCGAUUCCGGAGGAAAUGUCUAGAGGCUCUUUAGUUGGAAACAUAGCACAGGAUUUAGGUUUAGAAAUUAAACGUUUAAUAUCAGGAAAAGCUAAGAUCUAUAGCAGAAAUAGCGACCAAUUCAUCGAGCUGAACAGAGAAAGAGGAGUCCUCCUCAUCAAGGAGAGAAUAGACAGAGAGGCGCUGUGCACAGAGACGGUGCUUUGUGCUUUACAUUUUCAGAUCCUUUUGGAGAAUCCGAUGGAAUUUUAUACGGUUACAGUACAGAUCACAGACAUCAAUGAUAAUGCACCAACCUUUGAAAAAAGCGAAAUGAAUUUCAAAAUUAGCGAGUCUGCAACUGCCGGCUCAAAAUUUGUUUUGGAACGGGCUGUGGAUCUUGAUGUUGGUAUGAAUGCGGUUCAAAACUACGAUUUAAAGUCGACCAACAAUUUUGCUCUGAGACUGCACAGUAACCCCGAUGGACAGAAAAACGUUGAGAUGGUACUGCAGAAACCUUUAGACAGAGAGAAACAAGAGCAGAUAUCCCUCGUGUUAACAGCUGUAGAUGGAGGAGAGCCACAGAUGUCAGGAACAAUGCAGAUUCUCAUUACAGUUUUAGACGUUAAUGAUAAUGCUCCGGUUUUUACACAGCAAACAUACAAAGCUACAGUCACUGAGAAUUCACCUAAAGGAACAGUCGUUGUUACUGUUACAGCGUCAGACGCAGAUCAAGGCUCUAACAGUAAAAUAACAUAUUCAAUCACAAAUACGUUAGGUAACGUAAAGAAAAUGUUUGAAGUAAACACAGAAAACGGGCAAGUUUCAUUGGUUGAAACCAUUGAUUUUGAAAAAACAAAACGCUUCCAAAUAAAUAUAGGCGCAAGUGAUGAGGGGGGACUCACGGAUUCUUGUAAACUGAUUGUUGAUGUUCUGGAUGUAAACGACAAUAAACCUGAAAUCAACAUAAUGUCCAAAUCAACUGUGAUAUCAGAGGAUGCUAAUCUCAACACAGUAGUUACAAUGAUAAAUGUUGAGGACUUAGAUUCUGGAGACAGUGGGAUCGUGAAAUGCUUUAUCAGCGAAAAUGCACCAUUUAUUAUAAAAUCAUCAACAAAUAAUUUCUAUACCUUAGUAACAGACAGUGAAUUAGACAGAGAGAGAUCCUCUGAGUAUAACAUCACUGUGACCUGCUCUGAUGAGGGAGUGCCCUCCCUCUCCAGCAGCGUCACUCUCAACCUACAGAUCUCAGACGUUAAUGAUAACGCACCUGUCUUUGAGAGGAGCUCAUAUGAGGCCUAUAUUGUAGAAAACAACACGCCAGGUCUCUCUAUAUUCACAGUCAAGGCCACAGACGCUGACUGGAACCAGAACGCCCGUGUUUCUUACAUACUGGAGGACUCCUCCGUUAACGGAGUGCCAGUCUCCUCGUAUGUGUCCGUUAGUGCUGAUAGUGGAGUCAUCCAUGCAGUGCGUUCUUUUGACUACGAGCAGAUCAAAGAUUUCCACUUCCGCGUAAAAGCGCAGGAUGGAGGCUCUCCUCCACUCAGCAGCAAUGUGACUGUGAAAAUAAUGAUCCAAGACCAGAACGACAACCCCCCUCAGGUUCUGUACCCAGUCCAGACUGGUGGCUCUCUGGUGGCUGAAAUGGUGCCUCGUUCAGCGGAUGUGGGCUAUCUGGUGACUAAAGUUGUGGCUGUUGAUGUGGACUCUGGACAGAAUGCCUGGCUCUCCUAUAAACUGCAGAAAGCCACAGACAGGGCGCUGUUUGAAGUGGGCUUACAGAAUGGAGAAAUCAGAACUAUCCGCCAAGUCACUGAUAAAGAUGCUAUCAAACAAAGACUGACUGUUAUAGUGGAGGACAACGGGCAGCCCUCUCGUUCAGCUACAGUCAUUGUUAACGUGGCGGUGGCGGACAGCUUCCCUGAAGUACUGUCGGAGUUCACUGAAUUGACACACGACAAGGAGUACAAUGACAACCUGACUUUUUACUUAGUCUUGGCUCUGGCUGUAGUUUCCUUCCUCUUCAUCACGUGUUUAGUGGUUAUUAUAUCAGUCAAAAUCUACAGGUGGAGACAGUCUCGCAUCCUGUAUCACUCCAACCUGCCUGUCAUUCCAUAUUAUCCACCUCGAUACUCAGACACUUUGGGAACAGGCACUCUGCCACAUGUGUACAAUUACGAGGUGUGCAGGACGACUGACUCCAGAAAGAGUGACUGUAAGUUCGGCAGAGCUGGUAGUCAGAACGUGCUGAUAAUGGACCCCAGUUCUACAGGAACGAUGCAGCGGAUACAGAGUGAAAAGAGCAUCCUGGACGAACCAGACUCUCCUCUGGAGGUCAGUUAUAAAUGUGACUUCAACUUUCUGUCAUAA
Messenger RNA from Oreochromis aureus, 2638 nucleotides. Its product is annotated as protocadherin beta-16-like. The transcript has a single exon. The coding region runs from base 218 to 2638 and encodes 806 amino acids. Lineage: Eukaryota; Metazoa; Chordata; Actinopteri; Cichliformes; Cichlidae. The record is from RefSeq and is a predicted model, not a curated record. Gene Ontology annotation, cellular component: plasma membrane. Gene Ontology annotation, molecular function: calcium ion binding. Gene Ontology annotation, biological process: homophilic cell-cell adhesion.